ACUAGGAGGAGCUGUCCGCGGUGCUGAACGGCUGAUGGCACCGGUGGCAGUGUCCAGGAUCAUGAGCGUCCUGAGCACUUGUUUCCUGCUGGAUACAUGUCACAAUGCGAUCAAGUGCGCAAGGCAAUCCUUGUCAGUCACAAGUCCGAGUCUCCUCCAGGCACCUGUGUGCGCCAACAUCCCGAAUGCACUGACGGCAGGGCAGGAAAGUCAAGCUCAUCAGGCAGACUGAGAGUGGUCAUAAUCUUUGUGCUCUCUGUGCUACAGCAUGCAGGGGUGGUGGCGCCGGUGUGCGUGUGGAGUCAGCGCGUGGAGUCUCCUGCUGUCACUGUGCCUGGCCUCCGCGGCACACGCCCACCGCAGCCACACAGUGCACGUGAAGGCUGGAACGUGCGAGGUCAUCGCAGCGCACCACUGCUGCAACAGGAACAAGAUGGAGGAGAGGUCCCAGACCGUCAAGUGCUCCUGCCUCCCCGGGCAGGUGGCCGGGACCACGCGAGCGCUGCCCUCCUGCGUCGACGCCUCCAUCAUGGCCCAGAAGUGGUGGUGCCAGAUGCAGCCCUGCAUGAGCGGAGAGGAGUGUCAAGUUCUGCCCGACCUGACCGGGUGGAGCUGCAGCACCAGCAGCAGAGUCAAGACCACUAAGGUGACCCGGUAGUCCUGCCUGGAAGGUGCACCACGGCCCACGAGGACGUGCCUGAACGAGCGGGUGGCUCCGUCUUGUGUCGGCGCCGGACAGACUCCAGGAGAGAGUUCUGCUGCGGACAGGUGGCGAGUGGGUCCUCUGGCUAGACCUGUGGGCCUGGAGCACCCUGAGUGGAGCGCAGACGCUUGAUGUGUGUGUGGCGCGUGAGCCACACGACACCAGUCAGUGAAAGAGUCGACUGCAUAUUUCAAACACGCUCGCAUGCUCUGUGACAAACUUGAUAUCUUGUUUGUUUGUUUUUUACAUCCCCACAGAUCAACACCUUUUUGUGUUCUACACACGCUUUUCAAGGUAUUUCGUGACCGAACCAGACGUUUACAUGAGUAUGGUUCUGUUUUGGGCUCCCCCCAGAGGGGACGCGCAGCACGCGCAGAAGAGCA
Synchiropus splendidus (mandarinfish) is the source of this 1086-nucleotide messenger RNA. Its product is annotated as chemokine-like protein TAFA-3. Bases 269 to 658 code for a protein of 129 amino acids. Gene Ontology annotation, molecular function: receptor ligand activity. The record is from RefSeq and is a predicted model, not a curated record. NCBI's taxonomy places the organism in Eukaryota, Metazoa, Chordata, Actinopteri, Syngnathiformes, Callionymidae. The transcript is spliced from 4 exons.